Messenger RNA from Strigops habroptila (Kakapo), 2151 nucleotides. Its product is annotated as sodium-dependent lysophosphatidylcholine symporter 1-like. The transcript has 14 exons. NCBI's taxonomy places the organism in Eukaryota, Metazoa, Chordata, Aves, Psittaciformes, Psittacidae. The record is from RefSeq and is a predicted model, not a curated record. Bases 199 to 1755 code for a protein of 518 amino acids. Gene Ontology annotation, biological process: carbohydrate transport. Gene Ontology annotation, molecular function: symporter activity. Gene Ontology annotation, cellular component: membrane.
CAAGGCCUGUCACUUCCCCUCCACCAGCUUCCUCUGGGGCCCUGCAGAUGAUGUAUUUCACUUGUCAAAUCUCCAUCCAGCUCUGCUCUGUGCCUGUCACGCGCUCUUUGACGUACGAGGCAAAUACUUCCUCACGCUGGGCCAGGAAGUUUCCGCAUCCCUGGCACGUGCCACUGCAGGACACUCAUCCCUGCAGUCAUGCUUCCAGCUGGCCACGAAGAUGCUGAGAUGCACAGGUCCAGCCAAGGAGGAGCUCUCCAACAGAGGAGAGUGGUUUGCAGGGAGGAGGAGCCGGGGCUGCCGCUCUGCAGGAAGGUUUGCUACGCUGUUGGGGGCAUUCCCUACCAGAUGACAGGCAAUGCCCUUGGUUUUUUCCUCCAAAUCUUCCUGCUGGAUGUUGUGCAGCUGGAGCCACUCCAUGCCUCUUUGAUCAUCUUCCUUGGAAGAGCCUGGGAUGCAGUAACUGACCCAGCUAUUGGCUUCCUGGUCAGCAAGAGCCCGAGGACAAAGUACGGCAAGCUGGUCCCAUGGAUCGCAUGCUCCAUGCCCUUCGGGGUGCUCUGCUACUGCAUGAUGUGGUCCACCCCCCCGGAUGCCACCCCCGCCGCCCUGAAAUUCCUGUGGUACCUGUUCAUGUACAGCUCCUUCCAGACCUGCAUGACUUGCCACCACGUGCCGUACUCUUCCCUCACAAUGUUCCUGGGAGGAACCCAGGGAGACCGUGACUCAGCCACUGCCCACAGAAUGGGGAUGGAGGUGAUCAGCACACUGCUCGGGUCAGGAAUCCAGGGGCACAUUGUGGGCAGUUACCAUGCCCGCAUGAACGGCUGUUCCGUGUCAAAUGAGACUGUGUCCAACACCAGCGCCUCCGGCCUCACCGGCUCUCUGGACAACACGCGUCGGGCCUAUUUAUUUGCAUCCCUGGUCCUGGGCUCAAUCUAUUGCCUGUCCUGCCUGGUCCUCAUCUUUGGAGUCAAGGAGCAGCCGGGGCCCCUCAGCCCCCUGGGGAAGGUUGAGCUGCCCUUUGCCAGCUGCCUGCGGGUGAUGGUGGGACACAAGCCCUACACCCAGCUGCUGUGCGCCUUCCUCUUUGCAUCCCUGGCUUUCCAGAUCACACAGGGCAUCUUUGCCUUCUUCUGUACCCAUGCUGCGGGGCUGGCUGGGAAGUUCCAGCACUUAGUGCUUAUCAUGUUGGUCACUGCUUCCCUCUCUAUUCCCUUCUGGCAGUGGUUUUUGGGGAGAUUUGGAAAGAAAACAGCAGCAUCACUGGGGCUGGCGCUCAUCAUCCCAGCCCUGGUAGCUGUCACCCAAGUGAUGCACAACUUCCUGGCCUUCAUCUUCCCGGUGAUGGUGGCAGGCUGCAGCAUGGCUGUGCUCUACCUUUUGCCGUGGUCCAUGCUGCCGGAUGCGGUGGAUGAUUUCAUGCUGAGGAACCCCGGCUGCCUGAACCUGGAGGCUCUCUUCUACUCCUUUUAUGUCUUCUUCAACAAGUUUGCAGGGGGCCUUGCCGUGGGGAUAGCCACACUGAGCUUACAUUUUGCAGGUUACCACGCUGGAGACUGCACCUCCAACCCCUCUGUGGUCCUCACCCUGCAGCUCCUCAUGGCCCCAGUCCCAAUAAGCCUGCUGCUCAUUGCCAUCAUCAUCUUCUGCCUUCAUCCCAUCGAUGAGGAGAGGAGGAAGGAGAUGAGAAUGGAGAUGGAGGCAAUGGGACACCAGGUACCAGAAGAACAGCCCCUGGCUGGACGCGGGUGAGCUCACCCGGACGGACGCGCAUCGGCUGCGCUCUCAGGAUGUGCUGCUCUGGGGGAAAGUCAUCGCUUCCUGUUGUUUCCUGUUCCCUGUCCCAAAGGCCCGGUUCGCAUCCUGACCCCCUUCCUGUCCCCGCUGGACAGGGACAGGCAGCUCCGACACCUCUUUCUCCAGGGCUUGGCCUCGCUGGUCUUUUGGCAGGUCCCGACAGACCUGGGCAAGGCAGAUCCACGCUCUCCUCCUGGGACAGGCUGCAGUGGCAGGGAGGAAGGGCACUGGGGUGCAGAGGUGUCACUUCACCUUGUGGGAAAGCACACACAAAGGACACGGGGAUUGUUUUCAAGAGGAAACUCUUUCUGACGGGGUUUUAGGGAAAAUACAGCCAAGAUACUGCAUGUC